Molecule: messenger RNA, 458 nt
Organism: Closterium sp. Naga37s-1
Lineage: Eukaryota; Viridiplantae; Streptophyta; Zygnematophyceae; Desmidiales; Closteriaceae
Source: the annotation of a GenBank genome assembly
CCUCGUGCUGCACUGGACAGCCACGACGGGGAAGCGCCUGCGCGUGGCUGUGCUGGCGCGCGCGGAGACGGAAGCGGCGGCGGCGGGGUGGGUUGCCGUGGGGUGGUCCCCCAAGGGGGACAUGGACGGGAGUGACGUGGUUGCGCGUGAGGCGGAUAGCGCCUCAGGGUGCGACAGAGUCGCGAACGCGAAGGGUGCAGAACGCUUCAGUGGGGCAUUUUGCGAUUGGAUUGGAAACAUCAUGCGGUUCACGCGCAUCAAGGGGGACGGGUCGUCAGUGGGCAUCAGGACGUGACUGCAUCAUUUCUAAACCGGUCUACAAUCUUCUUCAUCCCUCCCCACCUCUCACUCUCUCCAACGCUCUUCUCCCCCUCGCCCCCAUCACUCAACGCCUGCAGGUUCACGCGCAUCAAGGGGGACGGGUCAUCGGUGGGCAUCAAGACGUGGGAGGGCUUUAA